Entamoeba invadens IP1 is the source of this 1497-nucleotide messenger RNA. RefSeq lists its product as hypothetical. Bases 1 to 1497 code for a protein of 498 amino acids. Lineage: Eukaryota; Evosea; Mastigamoebida; Endamoebidae. Gene Ontology annotation, biological process: carbohydrate metabolic process. The transcript has a single exon. The record is from RefSeq and is a predicted model, not a curated record.
AUGAAUAUCCUCUUUGUGAUAUUUUGUUCAGUUGAAGUCACUUCAGUGAUACUUGGAGAUAGCUGCAAUCAAUCCUCCAAUUGUAGUGACUUACUCUUAGUCUCUGGGAAGAUGUGUGGAGUGACAUCUCCGUCUUCCUUUACGAUUAAAGGGAAACCGAAGAAAUGUCAAUUAGAUUCUUCUUUCUGUGUAGAUAAAUGUGGGUUACAAUAUAACGGCUGUUCCUAUGAAUUUUGUCAAGACUGUCCACCGACAUGUUUGGGGGCGACUGUGUGUUCUGAAGUCGAGUGUGGGGUGAAGUUUGAUAAUUGCUACGAGUAUUAUUGUGGGACGUGUUCUGGAGAUAAAGCGUGUCACAAUAACACAUGUCAAGACACAAAAUGUGGGGAUGGUGUUUGUGAAGGGAAAGAGAGUUGUAGCACAUGCCCUGGGGAUUGUGGGAUAUGUAAUUUGUAUCAAUGCAAUGAAGACAACUGCAAGCUUCCCAACUGUCGAUGUGCUACUGAAAAUACUCCAAAUAACAUGGAUCCAAAGGGAUUACCUCAAUUCAUAUUACUCACUAUCGAUGAUGCGAUUUUCGAGACACAUUAUACCCUUGCAUAUCGGCCAUUAUUGACUGCAAGUAUCAAAGACUCUCGUGGGAGAACACCGACAAUUACAUUUUACAAUAACAAUGCUUACACUUUAUAUAACAGAGGAUCUCAUGUGAUGAAUUUGGGUGCCGAAAUAGCAUCGCACACAUUCACACACACGUCAUAUUAUGGUACGAACUUUUCAACAUGGUUUAAUGAAUAUUCAUCAUCUAAAAGAUUCUUUAAAGCACUUGCUGAAGUCGAAGUGCGGGGAGUUCGUAGUCCCAAACUUGAGUGGAAUGAGGACGAGUUCACUGUAUUAAAAUUAUUGAAUUUUAGAUAUGACGCCAGUCUUAUCGAAUCAGUCUAUGGAAACACCUUUAAAAAGCUUAUUUGGCCAUUCACAUUAGAUUAUGGGUGCCCACAAAUUAAUGACGCAAAUAUGAAGGGGAUGUUAAACAAACGAUUUAAAGGGUUGUGGGAGAUCCCGUUGAGUGAUUGGGUUGACGAAUUUGGCGAAGGAAUUGAUUCAAUGGACUACAAAUUAGAUGGCGACUUGUUAUACAAAUAUUUGGUGUACAAUUUCGAGAGACAUUACAACACCACCAAAAGUCCAUUUGGUAUUUAUUUACAUGGGCCUUGGUUCACUCCAUCUCGAGUAACUGUUCUUCUUAAAUUUUUGCAAGAAGUCAUGGAAAAGUACACAGACGUCUUCUUCGGAACAUCAUCGGACAUCAUUGACUACAUGACCAACCCAAUCACUUCUUUUGAAUAUCGAAAGAAACCAGUGAAGAAGGUUGAGGACAUCGAGUGUCCAUUUGGAACACAGAAACACAGAUGUGAGUUCUCUGAUAUGACAUUUGAUACAUGCUACAUAUGUACACAAGAACGCACUCUCAUGCAAAAUUUGGUUGUUCGAGAAUAA